UGGCGCUUUGAACAACAAUUGGCUAAUCUUUUAUGGAAAAUCAAUAUACAAGAUAUUGACUUUCGUCACGUCAUGACAUCUGCAAUGUCUGUAGGGAGUAACUAUGAGACUUGCAGCUACCACGGUAGUCAAGAGACCAUAUGCUCGAUGAGGUCCAGGCGGGCACAAGUCUUCACAAAGACGGGACUGUAUAAAGGAAACAUAGUGGCCCUCAAGUGGAUACGGAAAAAGAACAUAGACAUAAACCGCAACGUACGCCUAGAGUUAAAACAGAUGAGAGAUCUUCGACAUGACCAUAUUGUAGGAUUCAUAGGGGCAUGCGUGACGCCACCUUACGUAGCUAUAGUUUCGGAGUACUGUCAUCGUGGCAGUCUGGAGGACGUGCUGGGUAAUGAGGAUAUCAAGAUUGACAAGAUGCUCAAGGCUUCCCUGGAUUCCGAUAUGAUGAAGGGCAUGGCAUAUCUGCACAGCUCUGAUAUCGAGAGUCAUGGUAAUCUUAAGUCGUCUAACUGCCUCAUAGACAGUCGAUGGGUACUGAAGAUAGCCGAUUUCGGGCUGACUGAGCUCAAGUCUGGUCAAGAACAUGUGGACGAGGGAGAAUAUGCAAAAUACAAAAAAAAAUUAUGGACUGCUCCCGAAUUGCUCCGCUCCAAGUCUCGUUCGCUUAAGGGAACCCAGAAAGGAGACGUCUACUCGUUUGCCAUCAUUCUGUAUGAGAUUGAGGGACGGUCGGGACCCUUCGGAGACACAGAACUUACCCCCAAAGAAAUAGUGAAUAAAAUCCUAUCCAAACCUGGCGAGUUUCGUCCAGACACUAGUAACCUAAAGUGUCCCAAUUUUAUCGUAACCACGAUGAAAAUGUGCUGGGCCGAAGACCCUAACGAGAGACCGGAUUUCAAGACCUGCAGGAGGCUGCUCAAGCCCAUGCAAAAAGGAUUGAAAUCGAACAUAUUUGACAACAUGAUGUCGAUCAUGGAGCGGUAUGCCUCAAAUUUGGAAGGGAUAGUGGCAGAAAGAACAGCGGAGCUCGUGGAGGAGAAGAAGAGAACGGAUUCUCUGCUCAACAGGAUGCUUCCACCGAGCGUUGCUAACCAGCUAAAACAGGGACGUACCGUGGAGCCCGAGUGUUUUGAGUCUGUAACGAUUUACUUCAGUGACAUAUGUGGCUUCACAGCGCUCUCCGCUCAGAGCACACCACUACAGGUAGUCGACUUGUUGAACGAUUUGUACACAUGUUUUGACUCCAUUAUCCAAAACUAUGACGUGUACAAAGUGGAGACAAUCGGGGACGCUUACAUGGUGGUUAGCGGUUUGCCAAAUAGGAAUGGACAAAAUCAUGCUGGAGAAAUUGCAUCCAUGUCUCUAAACCUGUUGGCAGCGAUUAAGAAAUUCAACAUCCGUCAUCGCCCCGACGACAUUCUCAAACUCAGGAUUGGAAUACACAGCGGCCCGUGUGUUGCGGGAGUGGUGGGCCUUACCAUGCCUCGCUACUGCCUGUUCGGGGAUACCGUCAACACCGCCUCCAGGAUGGAGUCUAAUGGCGAGCCGUUGAAAAUACAUGUAAGUACAGAAUGCCGGGCCCUUUUGGAAAAGCUAGGAGGAUAUAGCCUAACAGAGCGAGGCCUGGUUGCCAUGAAAGGAAAGGGAGAAAUAUUAACAUACUGGUUGCUUGACGAGGACAGUCGAGUGCGGAAGGAGCGCCGCGGAGAUUCGGGGGACAGUGGCAGGGGUACGAGGUCGGAGUCUGAUGCUCCGUCACUGAUCACAACACAGAAUAAACAGAACGGCUACACUGGUGUCAACAUAACUAAAGUCGACCAAGGUAGCAAAGAAAUUUCUAACCAGAGCAAAUCGUUCGUAGUGAAAGAGUCAUCUAAAAUGAAGCCUCCAGACUUAAAGAACAUCUCGAAUUCUAAAGUAGUGGUAGGAGUAUGCGAACGGAAAACACUGGCCCCAGCCUCUUUACACCCAGUUACAAGUGACUCUGGUGUCAGUGACAAAAGGUCUAUGCACAGUUGGAGCACCGCCCAUGUCAACAAGUCUGAUGACAGCGACAGUGUAGUCAUUGAGCAGAGCAUUUUGGCAUCACUAACUGACAAUGUUCGGGAGCACAUCUGUCGGAUGAACUCCCUGUCUAGUGGCUUGUAUCGUCCAACUUCCAGCCCUACAAGGCCAGCUGAAGGGCUGACCAAGAAAAACGUUCAGUUUUACCAGGCCAAGUCAAAGACAGAUGACCAUCCAUUCAGUAAAAACCGCAUCGGGACUAAUGGGCAGACAGGAAGUCCUGGUUUCCCUCAGCCUGUCAAGAUCAACAAUCUGAUGGAUGAUAGUGAAGACAAUGACAGCUUGACUAUGGUAUCUGUAAAUGUCUGAGAUGACCAGAGAUUUGAGAGAAUAAUGUAAGAAAUCAUUUCCAAAGAAAGGCUUAACGAAAUUGAAGAGACUGGCCCUUGAUCGAGGAGAGUGGACACUGGAUUCUCUUACGAAAUAUCUACAGAAGCUUUUGGGUAUCAAUUCUUCCUGAUAGAAAGAUAUAUGUAAACAGUUACACAGAAUAUUUGUUCAGGGGAUUUACUGGCAAGGUGUUGAGCUUAAGAAUUAAAGGUUAAGACGAUUUGAUAAUGUAAUGAUGCAUAUAGCUCGUUUUUGUAUGUAAGCCAAUGAUUGUAAAUGGCUUUUAUAUGUGUUUCCCCAUAUAAUAUUACCAUAUGAUACAAGUGUAUUAGUGAGUAGAAAAGGGUGAGAGGGGUUACUUUAUUAACGGAUCUACUUAUAUGGCGCAUGAUGUCCAGAUUUCUAGAAACUUUCUUGCAAAUGUAGCUAAUUUGAAAAGUCCAUUUAAGUUCAUCAAUAA
This is a messenger RNA of Liolophura sinensis, 2854 nucleotides long. Its product is annotated as speract receptor-like. Gene Ontology annotation, molecular function: ATP binding; guanylate cyclase activity; protein tyrosine kinase activity. The coding region runs from base 73 to 2373 and encodes 766 amino acids. The record is from RefSeq and is a predicted model, not a curated record. Gene Ontology annotation, biological process: intracellular signal transduction; receptor guanylyl cyclase signaling pathway; cGMP biosynthetic process. Gene Ontology annotation, cellular component: plasma membrane. The transcript is spliced from 14 exons. NCBI's taxonomy places the organism in Eukaryota, Metazoa, Mollusca, Polyplacophora, Chitonida, Chitonidae.